UGAUUGAGCACUUACCACAAGAACUCAGAGAUCGCUUUACAGAAAUGCGUGAAAUGGAUCUACAAGUUCAUAACGCGAUGGACAACUUAGAGGAACAGACCAAACAGUUCUUUAGUAACGCAAAGGUCAUGAAAACAGAGCAAAGAGACCUCGAAUACGACCGAAUAAAACAGGACUACUACAAGACCUUAGAGGACGCUGAAGAGAAGGUGCACUUAGCGAAUCAGAUCUACGAACUCGUGGACAAAUAUCUGCGACGAUUAGACCAAGAGUUGCAGAAAUUUAAGAUAGAAUUAGAGGCCGACAACUCAGGCAUCACUGAGGUCUUAGAGAGGAGUGAGUCCCUCCCGUUAGGGACAGACACACAGACAGGUGAUUUCCCAGCGAUCUCAACCUAUUGGGCGGCGGGCAACGGCAUCCUAUCCAUUGCUCAAGACAUAUACAGGGGAACUGUACCCAACCCUAACCCACUGUCCAGUGGCUCGGGAAUCAUAACCAGUUCUAACAUCACUAGCAAUCGUCUCAAUUCUAACGCAUUCACACCAUUACUAGCGGUCGUGAACGCAAACAACAGUAAUUAUCCGAACGGCACUAAUUCGACCACAAAUUCAUCGCUCAUACCAUCGAAUGCAUCCAUUUCUGCCGAUAAGGGCAGUCCAUCCAACUCGACACUACCUCACGGCUCGUUUAGGUGUAAUUUAGGCAACACUGCCAUCGCUGCGGCCGCUUCUCAGGCCAUCGCCGCCACACAACAGAUGCAACAGGGAAGACGUACGGCUAGUUUGAAGGCCAGCUAUGAGGCCAUCAAUAAUGUGGGCUUUUCUAACGAAAUGCCGAAAUUGAGCAACUCUCUCGUGAGCGGAUUGCUGUGGAGGUUAAGUGUAGGCCUAGAUAACUUGGCUAGCUUAAGUAAUCCAAUACCGAUACUGAGCCGAAAGUUUCGCUUAUUAUCCGGCAACAAGAGGAGCAGAUCUAGUCAUUACUCCGACUCGACAUCCAAUUCACACAUUUCCGUCAAUAACUCCAAUCUGUUUGAAGACAACUCGUCCGAAGCCAUGACGAGCGACAACAACAACGGUGGCGGCGGUGGAGGAGCGCCCGACUGGACGUUCGACCCAAAUGAGCCCCGGUAUUGCAUUUGCAAUCAGGUCUCGUAUGGGGAUAUGGUUGCCUGUGAUAACGAAGACUGCCAAAAAGAGUGGUUCCAUUACGGAUGCGUUGACAUAACCCAACCCCCGAAAGGCAAGUGGUAUUGUCCGGACUGCUCGGAAAGACUCAAUAGAAAGAAAAGUAGGAAAGAGAGGGCGUGAAAGG
Messenger RNA from Oppiella nova, 1314 nucleotides. The record is from the annotation of a GenBank genome assembly. NCBI's taxonomy places the organism in Eukaryota, Metazoa, Arthropoda, Arachnida, Sarcoptiformes, Oppiidae.